Molecule: messenger RNA, 4143 nt
Organism: Siniperca chuatsi (mandarin fish)
Lineage: Eukaryota; Metazoa; Chordata; Actinopteri; Centrarchiformes; Sinipercidae
Gene: pitx2
Product: paired-like homeodomain 2
Exons: 3
Coding region: 2164-3102 (312 amino acids)
Biological process (GO): anatomical structure morphogenesis; regulation of transcription by RNA polymerase II
Cellular component (GO): nucleus
Molecular function (GO): DNA-binding transcription factor activity, RNA polymerase II-specific; RNA polymerase II cis-regulatory region sequence-specific DNA binding
Source: RefSeq, a predicted model, not a curated record
AGGCGAUUGGCUCCCGUUUUGAUAAAGUCUCUUCCCUCUCUCAGUGUGUGUGUGUGUGUGUGUGUGUGUGUGUGUGUGUGUGUCUGUGUCUGUGUUUCAUACAGUCUAUGGGCUGCUGGUAUUUAUAUAUCAGGGGCUUUCACGGGAUUAGCCCAGUAACUUCAUAACACCGCCAAGUCCAAAUGUGCUGGCUGAAUGGGCGUCCGCCUGGCCACGUGUAGAUGGGAAGUGUAUGUUAUUUAAUGAUGAUGAUGAUGAUGAUUAACAAAUUUUGUUAUAGAAUGAGAAAAUGACAACAACAACAACAACAAAAAACACCAGAAUAGCAUCAACAUUUAAAGUCAUUUAUCACCUACACUGGUAUGAAUCGCACUAAUUGGCGCGAACGUUUCCUCCUCUCUAUACAAUCAGUCCAUCACUUCACGUCACCUGUUACCCAGCUGACACUUCUCCACCCUCAAUCACCCACCUUGAAAAUUAAAGUCGCAUUUGUUUGAUUAGACAUGUGUACUUUGCCUUAACGCGUCACAAUCUUUGGGGAAUUAUAGGUUAAAAAAAAAAAUAUUAAAAAGUGCUGGCAUAUCAGCUCAAACUCAUUAAAAGUCCUCCUUCAGAAAUUUUAGGCAAAUGAGAGUCUUAUCAGAUUUAAAAAAAAAAAAAAAAAAAAAAAAAAAAAAAAAACACUACAUGAGUGCUGGCUGAGAACGACUAAGGGGUCCAAACGCAAAGUGAGGAGAGAUAUCCAGUUAAGCACCCAGAUAAAGUAAUCCGUCGUCAACAAACUGAGUCUGCGUGGUUAACUGAGGCUCCGGUGGGCUUGAUUUAAUGGAUAUUUGAACCUCAACUCUGCGGAGAUCAAGAGGAUCGCUUCAUUUGACAACCAGUAUGACUGACAAUGAUUUUCCUGAGCAUAUGGGCUGCAUACGGGGAUGUAGCGGAGAGUAAACCACUUUAGGUCAGUUUGAUCACGUAUUUGGACCGUAUGAUGGAAAUGCACUACAGACAUCUCCCCAAGUAUCAAGUUGGAUAUGAGGAUUACCUUCGAAGUGGGACAAUGCUUAAAUUCAAUUUGCUGUUGGUUGUUUGCCACCUUUUUACCUCUAGUUACUUCGCUGCAUUUGAAUGAAUACAUGAUACUAAAAUUCUACAUCCCCGUGCAGCACGCGUGUAUGAGCUGCACAUGUGCUCCUUUUAACAAACUGUAGGCUACAAUGUCUGGCAGUUAGCGUCGGGUGACAAGUGCGCACAGUUUUGGAGCAGGCUGGCACCCCCCUCCUAUUGAAGUUACAUUAUUUUUUUUUCUUUAAUUGCGUGUCCACAACAAGCACAGUAUCACUGUGUUGAAUAGUAGGUUGGUGUGUUUGCAGUGUGCAUCUUUUUUUCCAAUACAAUCCACUCGGUGGCUCGCUUUAUCCACAUUGAGUCCCUGAGUAAACUGCGGUGACAGAGCCUGCGAGCAUGCGGCUCAGCUUGGGUAUCAAUAGAACGGCAUCGUUUUACUGGGCCACUGGACCCAUCUCAUAAAAUGAGGCCAAACUGUGUUAUUUUCAUUUUUAUUUGGUCUUGGGCUGCUGCGCAACGGAGCGCCGCGGGUACACCGUGCGUCCCAUCUCUCUUUACAUGCUUUUAUUUGGAAGAGAAAAAUAAGCCCCAGCCCCGGCGUAAACACAUUGGCACACAUAUCUCGUUUCUGCAAGCUCCGGUUGGUUGGGCACACCGUCAUAUCCACAUGGAUGUGGCUGUCAGAGAGAAUAUGGGCGGGCGCAACAUGGUGACGUGGAGGUCUAGAGAGAGGCGCAGUUGGACAGGCAGUGAGCAGGCAACAGCUGAAAUGAACAGAGAGCGGUGUAGUGUGUGUUUGCCUCUGGAUCUAAUAUCACCUACCUGCCCUUGUCACUCUGAUAGUUAGCCGAGGUAGCCGCUGUUUACCGCCGAUGCUAGUAUGGCAGCACUCACUGGCCUAUUUUAAAGCAUUUUCCAGUUAAAACAAAGAAGUUUUCAUCUCAUCCGCAACAGGAACCGUUCUGCUGUGUGUUUUUUUUUUUUUUUUUUUUUUUGGAGAACUGUACACAUUCCGCCGACGGACUUUCCGCUUAUCCUUGUUGUACUAAAGGGGACUUAAUCUGCUUUUGACAGCCAGUUUUGCCAGUUUUUUUUUUACCGAUGAACUCUAUGAGGGAUCCAUUAAACAUAGACCAUCACCACUUAACAGGGAAUAAACUUGCCUCCACACACCACACGGCUUUGGCGAUGGCCUCUAGUUUACAGCCGCUGCAGCGGUCUGUGGACUCUAAACACCGGUUGGAGGUGCACACGGUCUCGGACACGUCCAGUCCGGAGUCUGUCGAAAAAGAAAAGGUCCAAAAUAAAAAUGACGACUCUUCAGACGACCCUAAGAAGAAGCGGCAGCGGCGGCAGAGGACUCACUUCACCAGCCAGCAGCUGCAGGAACUGGAGGCCACUUUUCAGCGGAAUCGCUAUCCGGACAUGAGCACAAGGGAGGAGAUAGCCGUGUGGACCAACCUCACAGAGGCCCGGGUCAGGGUUUGGUUCAAGAACCGGCGAGCCAAGUGGAGGAAACGGGAAAGAAACCAACAAGCCGAGCUUUGCAAAAACGGCUUCGGCCCGCAGUUCAAUGGACUCAUGCAGCCCUACGAGGACAUGUACCCCAGCUACACGUACAACAACUGGGCCGCCAAGGGCCUCACGCCGGCCUCCUUAUCCACCAAAAGCUUCCCCUUCUUCAACUCCAUGAAUGUCAACCCCUUAUCCUCGCAGACCAUGUUCUCGCCGCCCAACUCCAUAUCCUCCAUGACUUCCAGCAUGGUGCCAUCGGCGGUCACCGGCGUGCCGGGCUCCAGCCUCAAUAGCCUCAAUAACUUGAACAACCUCAGUAACCCGUCUCUCAACUCGGGGGUGCCCACGUCGGCGUGCCCCUACGCGCCUCCGACCCCUCCUUACGUGUACAGGGACACUUGUAACUCCAGCCUGGCCAGCCUGAGACUGAAAGCCAAGCAGCACUCGAGUUUUGGAUACGCCAGUGUUCAGAAUCCGGCCACUAAUCUGAGCGCUUGCCAGUACGCCGUGGACAGACCAGUCUAAUACCUACCUGCACUGCAAAAAGACCACCAUAGCAAGUCAUUAGAGGCUAGUAGUGACGCUUAAAGUGUUGUUUUUCUCUAAAGGGAGUGAGCAAAUCUGGCGGUGAGAUAAUUGUACUUUUUCAUGUGUUUCAGGAAAUGUCUUGAUCAUAUGGCAUUUUCUUGAUACUAGUUGGAGUGUGAUUUGCAGCAUUCUGACUUUGUCCUCAAGAUAUUGCCACUUGUGCCAUGAACUUUUCCAAACAUAUCUAGAAACAAGUGAGAUUAUUCCAUCGCACCAUGUUGAUACAUUUAUUUUUGGAGGGGGGGUAAAUGUGAUUUUAGGUGAUUACAAGACCAAAUGGCAUGUUAUGGUGGUCAUUUUUUUGCAGUGUAUGGGUAAUCACAAACAGCCGGCCACAGGAACAAGAGACUACUACAACUACUUUUUCAUUUUUCAAAAAGGGCACUAUAAGACUGAACCACUGAAACAAGCUCAACUCCAGGUCGGAGUCAAACUGAAACGGGAGAUUUUAGGUUUAUUCCCCUUUGAUGAGUCCAGGCCUGCCUCACACUGCGCCACAGUAGAAGGCCUGUUUCAUUUUUCAUAGCUCCUCGUGAGGGUUUUUUUUUUCUGGUGGAUUUUGGACUUUAAUUGUUGACUGAAAAGGUUGUAUAUAUUUGAAUUAUCAUCUCCUGUUUGUCGAGGCGAAUGCGCUAUAAUCCUCCAGUCCUGUCCAGGUUCAAUAUAUCAACGCAUGUGGAAAAAAAAACUAAAAAAAAGGAAUCAUGUUUUGCUUGCAAACAAAAGGGAAUGUACAUACUAAAACGCACCAGUUGUGUGUUUCUAACAUAUUAUAAAUUUAUUAUUAAUGUCUGUGUGAAUAUCGAUUUAGAAUAGCAAUUCUGGAUUUUAAAAGAAAAAGCAUCAAAAAUGUUCCUGCGACAAAUUAUUUGGUUUUUGCUCUGUGUAUACUAUUUGGUACGGAACUGUUUUUUUUUCCAACAUCCAAAAAAACUAUUGUGUUUUAUUUAAUGGAAGUAAAUAUAUUGUUCAAAAACA